AGCUGGUGCAGCCGCCGAAGGAGGGGUCCACCCUGGGGCGGACCCUCAGCUUCUUGAAAAAGAUGACGGGGAAGUCAAAGAACAAAGAAAAAGAAAGGAUGAAGGAGAGCAAAGACAAAGACGCCCGCUACACCAAUGGACACCUUUUCACCUCCAUCACCGUCUCUGGCAUGACCAUGUGUUACGCCUGCAACAAGAGCAUCACGGCCAAAGAAGCGUUGAUUUGUCCCACCUGCAACGUCACCAUCCACAACCGCUGCAAAGACACUCUACCCAACUGUACCAAAGUCAAGCAGAAGCAGCAAAAAGCGGCCCUGCUGAAGAACAAUUCUGCGCUUCAGACGGUGUCCCUGAGGAACAAAACAACCAACCGGGAGCGCCCCAAUUCCGCCAUCUACCCCUCGGAGAGUUUCCGCCAGACCCUGCUGGGCUCCCGCCGGGGUCGUCCCAGCUUGUCCCUUUCCAAAAGCGUCUCCACUACGAACAUUGCAGGGACGUUCAAUGACGAAUCCCCGCUGGGAAUCCGCAGGAUCCUGUCGCAGUCCACCGACUCCCUGAACAUGCGGAACCGGACCCUCUCAGUAGAGUCCCUCAUCGACGAAGGAGCCGAAGUCAUAUAUAACCAGUUGAUGAGCGAGUUCGAGACCGACGAGAAAGAUUUUGAGGCCGAUUCCUGGAGUCUGGCGGUCGACAAUAACUUCUUGCAACAGCACAAGAAGGAGGUCAUGAAGCGGCAAGACGUCAUUUAUGAGCUGAUCCAGACGGAGCUCCACCACGUCCAGACCCUGAAGAUCAUGACCAACCUCUUCCGCAAGGGCAUGCUGGAGGACCUGCAGAUGGACGGGGCCCUGGUGCAGAGCAUGUUCCCCUGCGUGGACGAGCUCAGCGAGAUCCACGACCGCUUCCUCGUCCAGCUCCUGGAGCGCCGCAAGGAGUCGCUGGCCGCCGACAGCAGCAAGAACUUCGUCAUCAACCGCCUGGGAGACCUCCUCAUCCAGCAGUUUUCGGGCACCAGCGCCGAGCAAAUGAAGAAGGCCUACUCGGAGUUUUGCAGCCGCCACACCAAGGCCGUGAAGCUGUACAAAGAGCUCUUCGCCCGGGACAAGCGUUUCCAGCAAUUCAUUCGGAGGCUGACACGGUCCUCGGCGCUGCGGCGUCAUGGUGUGCAGGAAUGCAUCCUUCUGGUCACCCAGCGCAUCACGAAGUACCCAGGGCUGAUCGACCGGAUCUUACAGAACUCCAAAGGGAACGAAGCCGACCAGCGGGAUCUGAGCACCGCCCUGACCUUGAUCAAGGAGCUCAUUUCCACCAUCGACCAGGAGGUGCACGAUUACGAGAAGAACGCGCGGCUGCAGGAGAUCUACGGGCGGAUAGACGGGCGCACCAAGGCCUUGCUACCCUGGGAGCGGGGCUCUUUCUGCAAGGACGAGAUCCUUCGGCGCAAGCUGGUGCACGACGGCUGCAUGCUCUGGAAGACGGCCACCGGGCGCUUCAAAGACGUCUUGGUUCUUUUGAUGACGGACGCGCUCAUCUUCCUCCAGGAGAAAGAUCAGAAGUACACCUUCCCCACCCUGGACAAGCCGUCCGUCAUCUCUCUCCAAAACUUGAUUGUCCGAGACAUUGCCAACCAGGAGAAAGGCAUGUUCCUCAUCAGCAACACUCCCCCCGAGAUGUACGAGGUGCACACGGCCUCCCGUGACGACCGUAACACCUGGAUGAGACUCAUACAGCAGACCGUCAAGCUUUGUCCUGACCGGGCUGAUUUCCCGCUCAUCGAGACGGAGAGUGAAGCCUCCCUGCGGAAGCUGAAAGAUAAACUUCAGCAGCGGGACCGGGAAAUCGCAGAGCUGCUAGACGAGAAAGUGGGCCUCUUCGGGGACAUCCUGGCCCUACAGAGCCUCCACGAGAACGGCCCCUCGCCCUCCGUGAACCCCCGCACCCUUUUCCGCACCGAGUCGUCGGACUCCCCCCACGGCGAGAAGCUGAUCCAGGACGCCGUCAAAGAAGUGGAGCUUCUCAGAGAUCUCUUCGUGGGACCCGGCUGGGACCGAGACCAGAACCACUCUCCAAACAGCUGCUCCAGCCCAAAUCCCAACAAUGCCACAAAUGGGGAGACUGGAAGCAUUAAUGGCUCGCUGGAAUUCACGAGGGUUGAGUUGGAAUCAAACCAGCGGGAUGGGAACGGAAACCAGCUACAGCAGAAACUACCACAGGAGGAGGUCCUGCAGCGGCUCAGAACACUCUAUUCUCUGCUUCACGGCCUACAGGGAAUUGUGGCUCAGCAGGACACGCUUCUGGAGCUCCACGUCCAGGAGGCGGGCGAACGGCGGGACCGGCUGAGCCGUACCAACUCCCGCAAGGACGCCUCGGCUGCGGACCGGCAGGCCUCGGACCUCUCGCUGCUGCAGAAGCAGCACACGCUGCUGCAGGAGGAGCUGAACCGUUGCCGGCAGCUGUGCCAGGAGAAGGCCCAGGAGGUGGCGGGCCUAGAAGCGCGGCUGCGGGAGAGCGAGCAGGAGCGGGCCCGGCAAGAGCGAGAGGCUGAAGAGGCUCGCCGGCAGCUGGCCGCCCCGCGCCCCACCCUGGAAAACGUCUGGGUCCGGAAGGGGGCAGAGCCCCGGAGACGCAGCUUGCCGGCUGGCGACGCGCUGUACCAAAGCUUCAUCCCACCUCUGAGCCGAGCAGGUGAGCCUCUCUCACCUGGCAGCCAUUCUCUUCACCGGACCUUUGCCAGCUGCCAGCGGGACGAGGUUGCUUACCACGGCGUGCCCGGUAGACUCCAGGAGAGUGAACAAGAGCUGGAAGUGCUCUCGGAGGAAGAAGGCAUGCUCAACCCGCAGUCUCCUCCUCCCAGCCCACGAGAUUUCCAGAGGAUGCAGGACAUCCCUGAGGAAGUUGAGAGCAUCCAAGAACUGAAUGUCGGAGACAGAGGCGGCCCUUCGGACUCUUAGGUGGGGCAGAGGGGUUCCCAGCUCCUGCCUGCUCAGGGAGGGAGCGGCCCCCCGCCGCCGAAGACCAGCUUUUUCUCCAAUCAAAACCACACCGUGGAACUUCAGGGACUUGGAAAGGCCACGCCUUUGGUGCGGGCGAUGGGAGGGGUGGAAGGAAGCCACGUCCUGAGAGCAGGGGGCAAAGGGCAGGGGGCUGGGUCACGCCCCCCCCCUCGGGGGACCGCGGCUUGCUCUGCAGCCUUUGUCGUGCCUCGUUGAUGGACGACGGAUCGGGGGACUUCUCUCUAUGGGUUCUAAGCGUGGGGACGGGGCGGGUAAGAUUGGGUACCAUAAAGGCCAGGAGACACAAUGUAUUGCUGAUUCCGCCCCGCCCGGCUCCUCAACCCCACUUCAAUGCAAUUUAACUUUAUUUAUUUUGGGAAUGGGGGAAGAACCUGCCCCAUCCUUAAAUUAUUAUUUCUGUUUUGUUUAUUUUUUUGCUUUUUUUAAAAAAAAAAAUUACCGUGGGACUCCGUGGCUAGGCAGGGCAUAAAGCACGAAGGGAACGCUGUAGGUUCUUAAGAAGCCCCCUCCAUCGUGAAAAAGGCGAGGAGCAGAUCUCUGAGCUAAGGCGGUCCGUACACAUCCAGAUCCCAGAAUUCUUACCCUAUGUUUGCACCCACGCGACGUCCGUGUGCCCGGUGCAUUGGAUGAGUGGGUUUUAAUUUCUUGAGCUUCUCCCUUGCUGGAGCAUUUCGACGUUGAAAUCCAAGAUCCCUCUCUAUCUGCCGAAGACGUGGCGGCCGCGUUCGUGAAACUACUGGCAUUUAGGUGUCUGCUACGCUAUGGCUCCCCCCAAGCAGAAGGGGCUAAACGACUCACAGACCUUCUGCCCGUGGUUUGUUUAUCGUGACGUGCAAUCCGGGAACCCGGACUCUCCCCGGACGAGCUGGAGCUAUAAGCCAAGAACAAACCAUGGGCAAACGGUGGGCUGUUUUUUUAAUCAGCCAGAGUGAUCAAGCAACGUGCAUUCGCUCACUGGUUUGUUCGCCGUAAGAAUUCUGGCUUAUCGCGUUGUGUGAAUAUGCAGCCUUUGACGUGCUCACUACCCCCCACACGUGCUGCCCCCAAAAAGCAAUACACCCUAGGGAGGAGGAGCUUUGCUUUCCUCCUGUUACACGCGACACAAAGUACAAACUCUUGGGAACCAGCUGUGUUACUGAGCCGCGUACUGAUCAUUUCCAGGAGAGCCGGGCGUGCAUGGCUUUGGCACGGGGGUAGAGAUGUCCAAGAGGGAAUGGCCAACCCCUUCCAUGAAAUCUCCGUUCCUGCGAAUAACGCCGGUUAUAACAGGUGACGUUUGCAGCGCUGAGACGCCUUUUUGCACCUGAGUUGCAGGUGCCAAAUCCUUUGAGAAGGCAGCACGCGGGCCCCUGAACUGCCGUUCUGAGAGCAGUCCGCUUUCGUCAUUUUCAAACAAGCCUUGGGGAGGCCGGAGAAUGGACAUGUAAUUGAAAAUUGCAGGAGAUCACAUAAGAGAAGAUCAAACAUCUGCUAUGGAUUAUGGGACUUGCGGUCCUUAAUUAGCAUUCCAACAACAGCGAUGAGUUUUAUGAAAUAUGCCCCCAAUCCCCCCCCCUUAGGGUCGGCUUUUGGAAUGACAGGAGCCUUCCAGAUUGUAUGUAGUUUCUGCCUCAGUGUUACUCGAGUAACAGAGGAGAAAAAUUGCCCGCUGCCCCGCCGCUAAAUCCAAGAACGAGGGGUGUUACUAGAAGAAGAAUUCACUCCGAAUUUCCUUUCCUUGGCUGACCGAAUAGCCAAAUAAACCACGAACGGGAGAGUUUAGAGCGUCCACCUGGAUUCCCCGGAAAUUUAUGUUAAUUACAAUGUGCGGGUGAUGCGGAUCAGGGCCUGCGGUAUGUUUUGGAGUGGGACCGGGGGGG
This is a messenger RNA of Elgaria multicarinata webbii, 4873 nucleotides long. RefSeq names its product Rho/Rac guanine nucleotide exchange factor 2 (gene ARHGEF2). Gene Ontology annotation, molecular function: microtubule binding; guanyl-nucleotide exchange factor activity. The transcript has 22 exons. The record is from RefSeq and is a predicted model, not a curated record. NCBI's taxonomy places the organism in Eukaryota, Metazoa, Chordata, Lepidosauria, Squamata, Anguidae. Gene Ontology annotation, cellular component: ruffle membrane; cytoskeleton. The coding region runs from base 63 to 2951 and encodes 962 amino acids. Gene Ontology annotation, biological process: cell morphogenesis; positive regulation of neuron differentiation; regulation of Rho protein signal transduction.